AUGUUGAGCCUGCAUGGAUUCCAGCCUUCCCUCAGCUCACUCAUGGGAACUGAGUGGCCAGUGCGCAGUCUCUGGCCGGAGAUCACAUCUCUUUACAGACAAGCAGACGUUCUGCUGGAGCUGAAGAGCAGCCUGGAGCAGCUGGAGAAACUUCAGCACAUGGUCUUUGAGGAGAUCCAGCAGAUGCCACCCUAGCAGGAGAUCUACCCAAUCGCCUGAACAAUGGAGAAAGAGGGAAGCGGCUUUGCUUUGACGCUGAACACGAAAGAUUUUUCCCCAGAAGAACUGUCAGUCAGACAGGUGCGCAGGAAGCUGCAUGUCAGCGGAAAGACCGAGAAGAAGCAGGAGGAUGGGAAGGGCUCAUACUCUUACAGAACCCAAGAGUUCAGACGGGUGUUUGCUCUGCCUCAAGGAGUGUUUAUAAAAUAG
Molecule: messenger RNA, 429 nt
Organism: Sinocyclocheilus anshuiensis
Lineage: Eukaryota; Metazoa; Chordata; Actinopteri; Cypriniformes; Cyprinidae
Product: heat shock protein 30-like
Exons: 1
Biological process (GO): protein refolding; response to heat
Cellular component (GO): nucleus; cytoplasm
Source: RefSeq, a predicted model, not a curated record